CGGGGUCGAUGCGAAGGCGCUGCUGCAAGGUUUGAUGACCAACGACAUGGGUCUUCUGGAUGAGAACGGCAGACUUCCGAGCAUAUCGGCGGCGUUCCUCAACCCCAAGGGACGCGUGAUAGCCGACGCGUUGGUGACGAGAAGCCCCCGACACGAGGCGAAGGGGAAGCCGGGAUAUCUGGUGGAUUGCCCGCUAUCCGUUGCAGAUAGCCUGAAGACCCACCUCAAGCUUUACAAGCUGAGGUCCAAGGUCAGGAUAAAGGACGCUACGGCUCUGUACGACGUUUUGGUGUCGGGAGUGCGAGACCCCUGGCAGGCGCCUGAGAGGGAGGGAGGAGGGGACGUGUCCCCUGCGGCAGCGGGACGUUUGGGUGAUGGUGCUGGUGGUGGCCGGGAGGCCCGUUUUCCGGAUCCGCGGAGCGCCGCGCUUGGAGUGCGGCUGAUUCGACCGAAGGACGAAACCGGUCUGAUGAAACAUCGAUGUUUUUUUUUAAGUUCAGAUUUGCAGGAUAUCGGAACUCACGCAUGGCUCUUUAUUUUUAGCGGCGCCCUUCGUAGAGCCAGCACCACCGCCCUGUUUUCAACGAUGUGUCAUCUACCAUCUCUCUAA
Messenger RNA from Ectocarpus siliculosus, 610 nucleotides. The record is from the annotation of a GenBank genome assembly. NCBI's taxonomy places the organism in Eukaryota, Phaeophyceae, Ectocarpales, Ectocarpaceae.